This is a messenger RNA of Vigna angularis (adzuki bean), 3233 nucleotides long. RefSeq names its product transcription initiation factor TFIID subunit 15b. The coding region runs from base 3 to 1700 and encodes 565 amino acids. The record is from RefSeq and is a predicted model, not a curated record. Lineage: Eukaryota; Viridiplantae; Streptophyta; Magnoliopsida; Fabales; Fabaceae. Gene Ontology annotation, molecular function: RNA binding. The transcript is spliced from 6 exons.
CGAUGCCUUGUGAAAGAGGUUUAAGGCCUUCAGUGCUUGGCCCAUUUGAUUUCACAGUGCUUUCUUUACAUCACUUCACAAACUCGUUGCCAAAAAUCUCACUGAUUUUUCGUCUUUCGCGGUCCCAACGAACCCUAGAUCGGAUCAUGUCUGGAGCAUACGGUCAAGACGGCGGCGGCUCUGCGCCACCGUCAUAUGGAGCCAGCGGCGGAUACGGUUCCGGUGGUGGUAGUUAUGGAGGGGGAACCUAUGGAGGGGGCGGUGCCAGUGGAGGAUAUGGUGGUACGGAUGGCGGUGGAGGUUACGGAGCGAAAAGCAGCGGAAACGACGGCGGAUACGGUGGUAACGAUGGCGGGGGUUAUGGAGGAAGGAGCGGCUACGGUGGAAACGAUGGCGGAGGCUAUGGAGGAAGAGGCGGUGGUCAAGGUGGCCGGGGAGGUGGAGGGUUCGGUGGUGGAUAUGGCGGUCGAGGUGGAGGUGGCGGUGGCGGUGGUGGAUAUCAAGGCGGUGAUCGCGGGGGUCGUGGCGGCGGUCGCGGCGGAGGCGGCCGUGGCGGUAGCGGCAGAGAUGGAGACUGGCGUUGCCCUAACCAAAGUUGUGGGAAUUUGAACUUUGCGAGAAGGGUUGAAUGUAACAAAUGCGGUGCUCCUUGUCCUAAUCCGAAUAGUUCCAAUGAACGAGGUGGAAGUGGUGGCGGUGGGGGUGGCUUUAGUAGAGGCGGAGGUGGCGGUGGGGGAUAUGGUAACACUCGAGGGGGAAGAUCGGGGAAUUAUGAUGGAGGGAGAGGUAAUGACUAUAACAGUGGAGGGGGUCGAUCUGGUAACUAUGAUGGUGGAAGGGGUAAUGACUAUAAUAGUGGAAGGGGUGGUAGUAAUGAUGGUAGAGGUGGUUCAUAUAGAGGUAAUCAAGGUAGAGAAGAUGGUAGCUACGGUCAAGUUCCCGCUCCUAAUGCCCAAUCUUAUGGUGGUGCUGGUGGAAGCUUCCCACCCUCUUACAAUUCUUAUGGUGGGAAUGCAAGUUAUGGAACUGAUGCAGUUCCUCCACCUUCGAGUUAUACUGGCGGACCUAAUUCCUAUCCUCCAUCAUAUGGGGGUAAUGUCGGUGGUUAUGGGGGAGAUAAUCAAGGGAAUGGGCGGAGUGGUGGUAGAUCUGGGCCUCCGUCUGGGUAUGACAAUAGUCAUGGUGCUGGUAAUCGAGGUGGAUUUGGUGGGUCUUCUGCCGAGCCCCCAGCUGCAGUGAAGCAGUGUGAUGAUAAUUGUGAUGACAGCUGCGACAACUCUAGAAUAUACAUCUCAAACCUUCCACCAGAUGUGUCAAUUGAAGAAUUGAGGGAACUUUUUGGAGGCAUUGGACAAGUUGGAAGGAUAAAGCAGAAGAGGGGCUACAAGGAUCAGUGGCCUUGGAACAUUAAGAUUUACACAGAUGAGAAUGGAAAUAACAAGGGAGAUGCUUGUCUUGCUUAUGAAGACCCUUCUGCAGCACAUUCAGCUGGCGGUUUUUACAAUAAUUAUGAUUUGAGGGGUUACAAAAUCAGUGUUGCAAUGGCAGAAAAAUCUGCUCCAAGAGCUGCACCUGCUUAUAACCAAGGGGGCAAUAGGGGUGGCUAUGGUGGAGAUAGACGCCGAGACAACUAUAGAGAUGGAGGUGGCUCUGGGCCUGAUAGGCGUGAUCAUUAUGGAAAUCGUUCUCGUCCGUACUAGGAGCUUGGACAUUGAACGUUUUAUGUACUAUGAAUUGUGGGCUGAGGGUUUAAUUAUUUCAGUUGGCUGGUUUCUUGAACUGGAAGCAAAGAGGUAGGUUGUUCACUUACUUUGAGCAAUACCUCUUCCGCUCCUUUUUUGUUUCAAUUGUCUAGAUGGUGGGUUUUGAAUUUAGCCAGGGAUUAAUUUAAUCAUGUGAAUGUUUUUAUAGAGGCAAGUGGAUAGUCUCCCAAUUGCUUGCUGCUAAGGUAGGUGUUGAAUAUUUCAGGUGAGUGCAGCUUUCACGUAAAAAUGUGCCUAAUACUUGCUUGGAAAUUCCUUGUGUCAUAAUGUGGAUAAAUGCUUGCAGUUCUGGCUCAUCCCAUGUGGCAUCUGUGGUACAAGCGGGUGUUGGCAUUAAUUAAUAGAAUGUUUUUAUGUUAGUCAUUGUUCCAUAAAUCAAUAAAUCUUAAUUACAAUGUUUCAAGUUUCAAGUAAAAUUGGUUGUUUGUAAGGAAUGAAUUAAAUUGUGCUGACAUUUUACUUUAAAUUGAAGCCUUUUGUAAUCAAAUCUAUCAUGAGUUAUUCUAUCGUAGUCUGUUUGAUCUUGAGGCUUUAUGAAGUCUUGUAUUUUUCGUUGUUUACAUGCAACUUUUCAGGAGUUUUUAUUUAACUGUUUUAAUUGACAUCCAAGCAACUCAAGGUAAAGCCAAGCCUUUGAAGCUACUAUUUAACAUCUGAAAAGAAUUCAAUUUACUCUAAACUGUUUUCAUUUUAAGUGUUGAAAAACCACACUUUUGAUGAAAUUUUUCAAUGUGUAGAGUUGCAAAGCUGUUGCAUUUUCUAUGGAUAUAGCCGAUCAAGUUUUUCAAUCUAGGUUUUUUAAAUAUUUUUUGGAGAUUAACUAGGUGAAAUAGUUCCAUAUAUUCUUAUAUGAUUAAGUAGAUCAUGAACUUGUAUUAAUAGCAUAUAGAUGUGAAAAUGGACUCUUGCAUAUACUUUGUCUGAUGUAAAUAAUGCAGAAGCCAUUCGUGUUUAGUCUUGAAUCCUGUUUAGCUAUCUUAUGGUUUGCAUUCUUAUUUUAUAUUUUUUGCUUUUGCACUGGUUUUGUCCGUUUGUAACUGUAAUUUACCGAAUAGCCAAUAGGGAAGUCAAGUAUCUUUUGGACUUCAUUAUACGGCAUGUGUUGCUUUUGGCAAGCUAACUAUUGGAGUCCGCACUUCACAGUUGCAUUCCUCUGCCACUUAUUCUCUGCAAUUCAAGUUUGUUUCUACUUUUACCUGAUAAAAUUAGUACAGUUUUAAUGUUCACACAUCUAUAUCCGGUGGCUUUUGCAUAUUUGGUACUUGCGAGCAGAACUUUCUUCCCUGGGCUAUUGUGGGUGACAAGUGUCGUUGCUUCUAAACCGUGCUUGUUCAUUUAGUUCCUUACCAACGGAUGCUAUAUAAUUCAAAUGUACUUUGACCCCUAGUGUAGAUUGUGGCCUGUUUGAUUUGUCGGUUGUGAACAUUUGUUUCACCAGUUAUUAGAAUACCCCUUCCUUUCUGACUGUUA